Messenger RNA from Closterium sp. Naga37s-1, 1197 nucleotides. Lineage: Eukaryota; Viridiplantae; Streptophyta; Zygnematophyceae; Desmidiales; Closteriaceae. The record is from the annotation of a GenBank genome assembly.
AUGGCUUCUGGUCAAGAGAUGGAUUCUACCAAGGAGGUGCCUGUUGUUGGCAAUGAAGGAGAUAGUGCUGCUGCUGCUGCUGACAUUGAUCUCAACCUUGAUGACUUCGUGACUCAACUCACAGAGCAGCAUAUUCUCAUUGGGGAGCAGCAGUGCCACAUCCAGAACUUGGAGGCUGAUUAUGUUAAGCUUCAGGCCUUGCUUGAGAAGCUGAGCAAGGAGGUGCAGUUGAUCCCUAAGGAAAACACCACCUCCAGCUUCAUUGGGGACCUGCAGGCCACUCUCAAGUUCGUGCAAGAUCAGCUCAAGAGGCAGGAGACACAAAUCUCUCAGCUUCAGACUCAGUACAGGGAGUUCCGGCGUGGUAACCUCUAUCAGCCUGCUCCUGCAGCUGAACGUGUCGCCAACUCCACUAACAGCCGUGCUGCACCUGCUGCCGCACCUCCUGCUGGUCCUCCUUCUGGAGCACGUGCUGAGCCUCCUACCACAGCUGCAAAUGCCUUUGGCUCCUGCCCUUCGGCCCUGCCUCGUUUUGCCAACGGCAAGACUGACGUUGAGACUUGGCUUUCCAUUGCGGAGGACUUCAUGUCCAUCCACAAUGUGGGUAGCGAGGCUCGCGUGGUCGCUGCGAACCUUGCCCUGGACGACACUGCGAGCAAGUUGGUGUAUGCCAACAAGCGCCACGCAGAGGCAAAUGGCCACCCCUUUUGCUGGGAGGAGUUCAAAGCGGCCAUGCUGACGGCAUUCCUGGUUCAGCCCCCGGCGCUUGAGGUGCGUAGCCGCCUGGAGAAUAUCCAGUGCGGUGACCAGCCUGUACGCGAGUACGCCAAGGAGUUUGAGAAAACUCUGUCGCUGCUGAAGACUGCUCUUCCUGAGAGCGAGGUCAUCCACCAGUUCUUCAAGGGACUCCCCGAGCACAUCAAGCGUGUGCAUGUGGUGAAGGGGGAGCACCAGUGGAAGACCUACAAGGAGUGUAAGGAGCAGGUCAUCAACACGGAUGUGCACUUCCGUGCGUACCUGGACCUCAAGAGCACUCGUGCUCAGCAGCAGCCUAGUGCCGAAGGCCCUUGGGGGGGUGGUAGCAGGACCCAGGCACCCAGGGGCUGUGGCCCUUGGAAGAGGCCCUAUCAGCAAAAGGGGGAAUCCUCUGGGACUCAGUCCAAGAGGCCCCAUGCGGGGCAUACCAAGGAUCCCUAG